GUCAACCCCAGUUCCCUGCUUCCGCUCUCUCGGGCCGUAGGGGUGCGGCCGGUUUGCCCUCAGGCCUAAGUCUCAACACGUCUGGAACAAAGUAGCUCUUGUGUGGGAGACAGGAGAGGAGCCCUGGGCACAGGAGUCCCACCGGGAAGAAGAGCUCAUCUGACAGGAACCACCCUCACCAGAGCUUCAGAACAUGCAGAAGAACCCAGAAAAGAGUGGGUCCUAAUUUGCUCCACCAGAAGCAGUUCUUAAUUACCUUGUCCAGAAAGAGCCAGACUUGGUGAUGUCACCUGGACCAGCUUGCAGAAGGUGCAUAUCUGUCACAGUUCUCUGUACUCUCCCAACAACAGCAGAAAAUGAACACAUCUCAGGCACCAGGCAAAGGGCAUGUGAAGACACAGCAAGAAGUGGCCAUCUGUAAGCCAGGAAGAGAAUAUCACCAGAACCGAUACUCUCAUCUUGGACUUCUGGCCUCUAGAACUGUGAGGAAAGAAAUGUCUGCUAUUUAAGCCACCCAGUCUAUGGUAUUUUGUUACGGCACCCUGUACAACUAAAACACCUGGCUCUUUACUGUUUUUUUCUUUGUUUUCAUUUAUUUUUAGUUGUAAAAUCCAGAUAACAUAAAAUUUAUCAUAGCCAUUUUUUUAUACUCAUUGCUUUAUUGAUUCAAUCAACCUAGCAAGCUAUCAAGAGGGAUAAGAAUAAAGAUAAAAAUGAAAACGUGAUGGCUGCCAAAACAGAUCACUUUUUCAAAAGACAUAUAUAAAGACAAUAACUUCACAACUGAUUAUAAUAUCUUGUCUUCUCACUAUAGCAAGACAAGUUCUUGGUUACCUUCAUUUCAUCCUCCCUUCCCUGACCCCACUGUGGUAUAGGGAUCUGUUAUCUGCUUCCACAGCACACAAUUCUGGUCACGUGUAGAACUGUAACUGCCCAUUAUCAUAGCCAUUUUUUAACUGUACAUAUCCGUAACAUUAAGUACAUUCAUAUUGCUGUGCACCCAAUCUCCAGAAUUCUUCAUCUUGCAGAACUAGAGCUAUACCCAUGAAACAACCACUCUCCAUUCCUCCUACCAGUCAGUCUCUGGCAACCACCAUUCUACUUUCUGUCUGUGAAUUUCCCUACUAGUAUAUGUGGAAUCAUAUAGUAUUUGUCUUUUUGUGACUGGCUUAUUUCACUUCAUAUAAAGUCCUCAAAGUUCAUGCGUGUUUAGCAUGUAUCCGAAUUUCCUUCCUUCGUGGGCUGCGUAAUACGGCAUUGUGUGUAUAUACUACUUUUUAUUUGUCCCUUCAUCAGGUGACAGACACUUCAGCUGCCUCCACCUUUUGGUUAUUGCAAAUAAUGCUGCUACGAACAUAGGUACACAGAUACCUCUUCGGGACACUGCCAAUCUAAUGGAUAUAUAUGCCCGGAAGUGGAAUUGCUGGCUCAUGUGGUACUUCUGUGUUUAAUUUUUUGAGGGGGCACCAUUCCAUUCCACAAUAGCUGCACCAUUUUACAUUCCCACCAGCAGUGCACAGGGAUUCCAGUCACUCCAUAUCCUCACCAGCACUUGCUCUUGUAUUGGUAGUGACCAUUCUAAUGGAUGUGAGGUCUGGCUCUUUACUUUUGACCUGUCACGAGUCAGCUUUGGUUUCCUCAUGCAGGAAACAACACGAUUUUCUUGUCCUCAGCUUCUCUGGUUGAGAUUGCUCAUCAAACUGUUUUUGAAUAAAAGAGUAUUCCCUCUCUAUAUGGAAUUGGGCCACUGAAAGAAUUUGGAUUUCUAUCUUUCUCGGAAAAACGUCUCAUUUCUCACAAGGCAGAGCCCAAGCAGUUACUAUCUUUUGUCCUAGAAACCUGUGCAGACUUGUUCUACGUAUGACAAAAAGGCCUGUUCUUCUGAAUGAAGGACUCUCCAAGAAGUUUUCCUGACACCCCUGUCUUGUGUUUUCUCUAGAAUGUUGUCAAUUAGCCCCCUCCUCUUUAAGACCGGAUCACCUCCAGACUGUUUGUAUGCUUUUAAGAAGGACUAAAUUCUUGUGGGCAAGCACAAUCCGCUUGGAGAAGAUAAUACAUAGGAGGUGCUGGGAAUAAUGCGGAGAUUUCUUCCUCAUACAUGGCAUCAGUGUCAUUCAAGGACGUGACUGUGGAAUUCACCCAAGAGGAGUGGCAGCAAAUGGGUCCUAUUCAGAGGACACUGUAUAGAGAUGUGAUGCUGGAGAACUACAACAACCUAGUGUCAGUGGGGAACUGCAUUUUCAAACCAGCAGUAAUCGUCAAGUUGGAGCAAGGAGAGGAGCCUUGGUUCUUAGAGGAAAAAUUCUCAAACCAGAGCCGCCAAGAAGAUUACGGAGAUGACCUGAUGAAGAAGAACAAGAAAAUCCAAGAUAAACACUUGCAGGAAAUAAUAUUCAUCGAUAAUAAACCAUUGACUGGAGAGGAAGAGGAAGUUUUGGGAAAACAGUUUAAUCUGCACCUAGCCCCUGUUUCAACAAAAAUAUCCUGUAAAUAUGACUCAUGGGGAGUAAAUUUGCAAAAUAUUUCCCAGUUUAUCAUUAAUAAUAGAACCUAUUCAACAAAAAAAACAAAUUGUUAUAGUGUAUGUGAAAAUUUGUCUUUCAAAAUUAAGUUUGAGAGAACUCAUACUGGAGAGGAGUUUCGUGAAUAUAAUAAAAAUGGGAAAGCUCUCAGUUUUAAGGAAAAUCUUCCUGAGAAUCAAAAGUGUCAAACUUUGGAGCAAGCUUUUACAUAUAAUGAAAUUGGAAAAGUCUUCUAUAAUGAGGCUGCUUGUGUUACACAUAAGAGUAUUCACACAAGAGAAAAAUCCUAUAAAGAUGAUGAAUUUAGGGGGAAAAGUGAAAAAACAACUAUCUUUGACUAUAAAAGAACUGGGAUAGGGGAGAAACAUUCUCUUCUUAACCAAUGUGGGAAACCCUUCUGUGGAAAAUCAGCUGUCAAGGAACACAAUAAAUUUAACAUGGCUGUGAAACAUAAUGGAUGUAAUGCAAGUGGAAAUAAUUUCAACAAGGAGUCACACCUCACUCAACUUCAGAGAAUUGCCACGGAAGAGAACCAGUUGGUGUGUAAUGACAGAACACAAACUGGGGAUAAAACCUUUGAAUAUCAUGAAAAUAGGAAAUCCUGCCAGAUGUCAGCCCACAAAGUUCGCCAGAGAACUCACUCUGAGAUAAAACCCUAUAAAUGUAAUGAAUGUGGUAAAUCGUUCUUUCAAAAAGGACAUCUCAUUCAACAUCAGAGAACUCACACAGGAGAGAAACCAUUUGAAUGUAAUGAAUGCGGAAAAACUUUCUCCCAGAAGUCACACCUCAGUACGCAUUGGAGAAUUCACACAGCAGAGAAACCCUACAAGUGUAAUGAAUGUGGGAAAACAUUUGUCCAGAAGUCAACCCUCAGGGGACAUCAGAGAAUUCAUACAGGAGAGAAACCCUAUAAAUGUAGUGAAUGUGGGAAAACUUUUGUUCAGAAGUCAACCCUCAGAGAUCAUCAUAGAAUUCACACAGGGGAGAAAUCCUUUCAGUGUAAUGAAUGUGGGAAAACUUUUGGUCAGAAGUCAAACCUCAGAAUACAUCAAAGAACUCACAGUGGUGAGAAAACAUAUCAAUGUAAUGAAUGUGAAAAAUCCUUCUGGCGAAAAGACCAUCUCAUUCAACAUCAGAAAACACACACAGGAGAGAAACCAUUUAAAUGUAAUGAAUGUGGGAAAACUUUUGCCCGGACAUCAACCCUUAGAGUGCAUCAGAGGAUUCAUACUGGGGAGAAACCAUUUAAAUGUAAUGAAUGUGGGAAAAAAUUUGUCCGGAAGGCAAUCCUUAGUGAUCAUCAGAGAAUUCAUACAGGGGAGAAACCUUUUCAGUGUAACAAAUGUGGGAAAACUUUUGGCCAGAAAUCAAACCUCAGAAUACAUCAGAGAAUUCACAGUGGGGAGAAAGCUUAUGAAUGUAAUGAAUUUGGAAAAUUGUAUAAGAAGUCAACUUUAAAUGUUUGCCAGAGAGUUCAGGGAGGAGGAAAACCCUAUUGAUAUAACAACUGUGGAAAAUUCUUAUGGCUGAAAGACCAAGCCAUUUGACUCCAGAAAACCCACACAGGAGAGAAACCAUAUAAAUACGAAUGUAGGGAGAAUUUUAUUCAAAAAGCAACCCUGAAAGUAUAUCAGAAUAUACACAGACUAAUAUUUCUUUCAAGGUACUAUGGAGAGCCCUUUUGAAUGAAGCCAUGUCCUUCAGAUAACACCCAAAAUUUCCCGGUCUCCCUUUCCUCUGUGUAGGUCUUUGGGACUAUGGAUGCUCAUGUUUUAUGCCACAUCCAUUUGUGACAAAAGACCUCACUGACAAACUACUAGGAUGCUGUCAGAAUAAAAUGGAGAUGACCCAAGACAACUUUGAGUAUCAUACUUUAACAUGGCAGCACAGCUUUUGCAAGGUAAAAGGGUGUCUGAAAUAUGUGAAACAAAAUUCUCGUUCACAUCUUAACCUUUUGAACAUUUGUGAUCAAGCAGUAAGCUUGUAUUCUAUUGAGCUCUUACAUGUUUACGUCUGUUUCCUUUUGAACAUAAUUUAGCCAUCCCUCUGCUGGGGAGGUAGAAAGUUAUUAUAUAAGCCAAGCUUACAUCAGUCAGUGGGGAUAACACUUCUUAAAGGGUUGGUGUGAGGAGUCCCUCAAAGAUCAUCAGAGAAUUCAUUUUAAAAAAAUCUCUUUUCAAUGUAAUGAAAUAGAUUAGAUACCACCUCUUAUAGGGCUUUCGAUGAACCUAAAAGAUUGGAAGAUUUUUGGUUGAAAUGUGAGCACACCUGUGCAAGUAAAGUAAAUGCUUCUUUAAUGUCAUGAAGCCACUCUCCCUUCACACUUUGUUGUACCUCCAUAUGCCCCAAUAUCAGCUGUUUUAGGGGAAGGAAAGCUUCUCGUCUCCAUUGGGGACCCAUGACCAUUGGAACCCACCCAAGUAUUUUGGGGAACUUUUAGGGAGGAGAGGGGCUCAAAUUUGUAUGGAUUUAUGGGAUACAGGUGCCCAAGUCAACAUCUUACCACUUUACAUGGAAGUAGGGAGUAUCUAGAUUUAGAAAAUAAUGUUAGGGCAGGGGUUACAGUAGGCAAGGGAAAUGAAUGUGACCCUGUGAAUAAAUUGGGGCCCUUUAAGCCAGUGCAGUGUACUGUGGUUACUUCUAAAUCUGAAAGUGUAGUAGGAACGUGUUAUAUGCUGUACUUCCCCUUCCCAUAAUUCAGAAGGGAUUCUCCAGUCAGGAAGAGUUUUGUGUAAAGAAGAUAUCUCAGGUCCCGCAGGCCUUAAUGACCACUUUGUACUUCAAUCUCUGUGACUAGGCAUUCUCUUGAUUGGCAUUUCUGACAAAAGGAGAUGCCCUUGAUGUGGGGGAGAAGGGUGGUUUGACUUGAUACCCUAACAAGGCUACCAAGUAUACUUCUUUUGUAAAGCAGCUAUUAGCUUACUCUUGGGCUCAGCUGGCUAACAAGAUACAAAGGACAAAAGCCUCAUGUGUAAGAUGCACAUGGUAUAUUUAAGAAUACAGCUGUCCUGGUCCCAGUAGUAUCUCAGCUGUAUAUCAGAUUGUAGCAGCUGUCCCUUACAGAGGAAACCUAUCCCCCACUCUGCUGCCUGAAGCAAAGCUGCUGGCUCAGUAGGGCCCUCAAUUCGUAGAAGUUACUCUGAUGGGGCCUGGGCCAGUGGCAGGCUAGUAGGAAUCACCGGACACUGACUAUCCAGUCUCAGUGCCAUUAUACAGACCCCAACAUUGAUGUGGCUGCUCCUCGCAAAGGCCAGGACACAAGGGUGUUCUCAACACGGCAGGUACUCCGUUUGAGACUUGCAGCGUUUGUAUUGACUCUGGUUCUUACUGUGCCUAGCUUUUUGGCACACUGGUAGUAAAACUGCAGGCUGACAAAAGCACUCUUUGGUGUGUGAACUGUGGGGGGAAAGUCAGCUGCUACGCACAUCUGAGUUGUGGAACUAGGUGCCCUAUUCUGUGAUAAUACUGACUGGACUUAAGCUGCUGAGCAAGACUUCGCUAUCCUGAUUGCCAACAUUGCUGCCCGGAUCCAUCAUCACACUGACAGAGCAAAAUGUUCACCAUCGUAACUGCAUACAAAGUAGAAGUCUCUCUAUACCCAGUGUUUCCUUUUAUGUCAUUUGACGUAAGAAUCUACAUUGUUUCCCCUCUGUAUUAAUAUUCAAUUCCACAUGCCAUUUGAUAAUUCAUCUCUUUCCUACUGAUUUCAAAUAUGUUCGCAUACUAAAUUGUCAUUCAUAAAGACCGCUCUUGACCCAUUCUCUACAUUCUGUUAGCAACAUAUGCUCCUUUUGGAAUCAGAGCUGGCAAUACCUUAUAUAAGCCAAAAUAUUCUAUCUUUGUAGCCUAAUACUGAAUUUUUCACUGAUGAGUGUUUCAAUCAGGAAAAGAUAAAUACUUCCUAGGACUUUGAAAAUGGAACAUCACACACUGGAGCUGCCAACGCUCUUGCCAAGAUGCAUCUGCAAAAAAGAUAAUAACUAGUUAGUGCUGUAUUCCCAAAAAAUAGUCAAGAGUUAUUGUUGGCGCUGUUUUAAUAAUAGGUGGUAAUAUAAAGUCAUUCUUUCUUAAAACUUUUUCUGUUUCUUAAGAUAUUUAAAAUCCUCUCCCUCAUACCCCUUUUUAUGUACAAUCUUUUAGAAUUGUGAUUGGGUUUGCUAUUAAGUUCAAGAUCGUCUACCACUAGAAUGAAGUUAAUUCACCCAAGGAGUCUGCGUCAGUCAUUGGAAGUCCAGGUGACAGGGUGCCAUGAUUGGGCACUUAGGCUUUAUCUGCUGUCCCCUACUGGGGUAGGCCCACAGAACACCUCUCUGUAUAAUCAUACAUUAUCAGCUAUAGACCAUGGUCUAUGCUAUACCCAUGAAUGCUCCCUUCUCCCUGCCUGGCUGAUCUCCUUUUCAGGUAAUGGGCUUUUAUUCCAACAGACAGAUGCCACGCCUAGAGACCCUGGAAGAGUCCUUUUUCUGUCUGCCUGCCUACUGAGGGUCUUUAUGCUGAUUUUAAAAAGCCUCCAUUGAGGACAGGAUUUUUAUGUUUUGUUCAUAAUGUAUCCCAAGCAAAUGAAACAGACCCUCUACAUAUUAGGCACUCAGAAAUACUUGCUGGAGGUGGAAUUGUCAAAGUGAAAUCUGAACAUAUUUUCUUUUGAUACUGUGAAUGAUCUUUUAUGAUUAUUCAUCAUUUAUUAAAAUAGUUAAGGAAGAUUAUUGCUGUGAGCACCACUCAAAGACUUGUGUUUUGGAUAUUUUAAAAAGUUGCUAAAAGAAACGUGUUCUUAAUAUUCAGAAGUGUACAGUACUAUUCUUCAAAUAUUUGUCACCCAAAAUAAAAUUUAUUUUCAAGAAACUAGAAUCCCCAAUCCAAAAUUAUGCCUACAUAUCAGUUCUUAUUAACUUUGUAGAGUGCAGGCAUUUUU
Molecule: messenger RNA, 7437 nt
Organism: Ailuropoda melanoleuca (giant panda)
Lineage: Eukaryota; Metazoa; Chordata; Mammalia; Carnivora; Ursidae
Gene: ZNF510
Product: zinc finger protein 510
Exons: 7
Coding region: 2099-4021 (640 amino acids)
Biological process (GO): regulation of transcription by RNA polymerase II
Cellular component (GO): nucleus
Molecular function (GO): RNA polymerase II cis-regulatory region sequence-specific DNA binding; DNA-binding transcription activator activity, RNA polymerase II-specific
Source: RefSeq, a predicted model, not a curated record